UAAGGGACAGCACACAUGAACAUUAAAGUCUCCAAGGAUUAAAAACCUAUCAAAAUUAGGAAUAAUACCACUUAAAGAUGCAGAAAAAUCAGCAAGAAAGUCUUUAUGAGGUCUUGGGGGUCGAUAAAUCAAUGCAAUCACCAAUGGAUUUACAGAGCCCAAAGCCAAAAGUUGAAGUUCGAAGCUGUUAUACGCAUCAGUCUUUAAAGAAAAAUUCUCUUUAAAAAUAGUUGCCAAUCCUCCUCCCUUUCUCACAGUUCGCAGGGAAUUUAAAAAUGUACAGUUGCCAGGUAACAGUUCGGAAAACGGACUCACAUCCCCAGCAGUGAACCAGGUUUCCGUUACAAAUAGAAAAUCCAGAGAAUGUGAAGUGAAAAAGUCAUUGAGGAUAAAAGUCUUAUUCAUAGCUGAUCUUGCAUUGACCAAAGCCAUUCUUACCCACACCGGGCCGUCCACUGCCUGUGUGGUCCGACACAGCGAGCGGAGAUUGUGUACCCACACACCGCCACGACGAAGACGAGGAGAACGGAGCUGGUGUAGCUGAUCAAAGGCAGUUGGUAGAGCUGGAAUAAUCCAGGAACAGACAGGAUCCUAUGGACCCCAUAUGACAAAACGUCUAAGAUCCACAUCAUGAUUUGGGACGACCAAACAAGGUCUGAACUCUCUUUUUGCUAUCAGCAAAAGUUUGAUAUUGACAGCUAUGCCUCCUCGUUUCCCCCGUCUUUUCUGGCGUCUUUUCACAGGUAAGGGGCACGGAGUUCGCCGUAGACAUGCAGGGCCUCUCUGAGCUUGGUUAAACAAGGCAUCCGUAGAGAUUUGCAAAUUUAAAAGCGUUUGACAGUCAUAUACUAUCAGCGGUGAGACAGCUUGAAAUAAAGAAAACCAAAAACACAGUAAAAUAAACAAACUAAGACACACAGAAGGGAGCAAACGGAAAGCCACACACAACGGCGCCAUCACGUCAUGUACUUAGUUCAAUUAAAUAUAAAAGUAUAUUUUCAAACAUCUCUAUAUAACCCUGUACCUCUUAAGGCUAAUUUAGAGAAGAUGUGCCAUACCCUGGAAGACCAGCUGAGUUAAAUCAAGACCAAGAGUGAUAAAAAUGUUCGUCAGCUGAAUGACAUGAAUGCACAACGUGCAAGACUUCAGACUGAAAAUGGUAAGGCAUGGCAAAUAAAAUGACACAUGUAAAAACCUUUAAAAAAUGUAUUAAAAAGUUUCUAUGUUAUUGAAUUUCACAGUAAUAUUUCUAAUGUGAUUCCAAGGUGAAUUUAGCUGCCAACUGGAAGAGAAAGAAGCACUUGUUUCACAGCUAACUAGAGGAAAACAGGCUUAUACACAGCAAAUUGAGGAACUCAAAAGACAUAUUGAGGAAGAAGUCAAGGCCAAGAAAGCUCUGGCCCAUGCGGUUCAGUCUGCCCGCCAUGACUGUGAUUUGCUCAGAGAGCAGUAUGAGGAGGAGCAGGAGGCCAAAGCUGAACUCCAGCGUGGAAUGUCUAAGGCCAACAGUGAGGUGGCUCAGUGGAGAACCAAAUAUGAGACUGAUGCCAUCCAACGCACUGAGGAGCUUGAGGAAUCCAACAGGGGCCUAACAAUUGCAGUUUUAAAGAAGCUUAAGAACGUGAGCCGACUGCAGGAUCUGGUAGACAAGUUGCAGCUGAAAGUGAAGGCCUACAAGAGCCAGGCUGAAGAAACUGAGGAGCAGGCCAACACUCAUCUGUCCAGGUACAGGAAGGUGCAGCAUCAGCUGGAUGAGGCUCAGGAGUGCGCUGACAUUGCUGAGUCCCAGGUCAACAAGCUGAGAGCCAAGAGGCAUGAGGCUGGAAAGAGUAAGGAUGAAGAAUGA
This is a messenger RNA of Onychostoma macrolepis, 1846 nucleotides long. RefSeq names its product myosin-7-like. NCBI's taxonomy places the organism in Eukaryota, Metazoa, Chordata, Actinopteri, Cypriniformes, Cyprinidae. The coding region runs from base 1493 to 1846 and encodes 117 amino acids. The transcript is spliced from 5 exons. The record is from RefSeq and is a predicted model, not a curated record.